Cyphomyrmex costatus is the source of this 993-nucleotide messenger RNA. RefSeq names its product venom protease. Gene Ontology annotation, molecular function: serine-type endopeptidase activity. NCBI's taxonomy places the organism in Eukaryota, Metazoa, Arthropoda, Insecta, Hymenoptera, Formicidae. The record is from RefSeq and is a predicted model, not a curated record. Gene Ontology annotation, biological process: proteolysis. Bases 1 to 843 code for a protein of 280 amino acids. The transcript is spliced from 7 exons.
AUGUUGGAAGAAUGCGAGGAAGAAUGCAGUGCUAUCGGAUUGAAAAGCGAUCGAGAGGUUCGUCGAAAUAAGAAUUUUAAGUACAAUUCUGUACUUGAACCCAAAUACAAUAUUCCGUCAGUAGAGAGAAUCGUUAAUGGCACAGAAGCUGAACUAGGUCAGUUUCCUUGGAUGGUUGCUCUUGGAAUAGGGGAUUCAUCCGAUCCUUCGUUUAUCUGCGGUGGUAGUUUGAUUUCCAAUCGUCAUGUAAUCACCGCCGCUCAUUGUUUACCUGUGGACAUAGUACGCGUUGCCGACUUGAAUCUCGACAACGAUCAAGAUGGAGCACAUUCGUUUCAGGAUAACGUUUUGAGUCAAACAGCUCAUCCGCAAUACAAUGCAAAUACCUUAGAAAACGAUGUGGCGAUUGUAAAAACGACUCGCACAGUAACACUUACAGAUCUACGUUAUCCCAUUUCUCUCCCGUUCAAACUGGAAAAUGAUUGCAUUGAAGGGGAGAAUGUUUUGAUCACUGGAUGGGGGACUACGUCAUAUGGGGGCAAUUCAAGUCCUCAUCUUUUGUAUGCAGUUGUUCCCGUAGUUUCUUUGGAUGAUUGCAAAGCUGCUUAUGCGCAAUACCAGCAGGACAUUGACAACCGCAAUAUAUGCGCAGGAUAUAAGCAAGGUGGAACAGAUACCUGUCAGGGUGAUAGUGGUGGACCAUUGAUGGCUGUUAGAAGUAAUACGCCGUACGUUGUUGGAAUUACUUCAUGGGGCUACGAAUGCGCUCGGCCAAAUUACCCAGGCGUAUAUACGAGGGUUAAGGCUUUCGAAGAUUUUAUCAAAAAGCAAUUAGCACAGUAAAUACUGGAACUUCCAAAAUAAGUCUCCAAGGUGUUGACAACCAGCAGGAUCUAGAGGUGAAAGCUCAACAAAAGUUUAUCUAUAAAGAAAAUCAUCAAUGAGAAGAAAUAAACUAAUAUUCAAUUUCUUAUAAAAUUAUUAACAAACCUC